Euleptes europaea (tarantolino) is the source of this 822-nucleotide messenger RNA. Its product is annotated as endonuclease domain-containing 1 protein-like. Gene Ontology annotation, molecular function: hydrolase activity; nucleic acid binding; metal ion binding. The transcript has 2 exons. Bases 1 to 822 code for a protein of 273 amino acids. Lineage: Eukaryota; Metazoa; Chordata; Lepidosauria; Squamata; Sphaerodactylidae. The record is from RefSeq and is a predicted model, not a curated record.
AUGUUGCUGCCCGCCCUUCUCCUCAUUUUGGCAUCCUCUCUGACUCCUGGGAACAACGAGGUGGUGACCUCUUUUAGUAGUUGCCUUUCCUUCUUCUUGGAUAAUACAGUCCCCGAUGAUGCUCUGGAGCCAUCUGAUCCAGCCAGGAUUUGCCAGAAGUACGAGAACAACUAUUACUUCGCCACAAUGUACGACAAAACAAAUCGCAUUCCGGCAUACUCUGCUUAUGUUUAUAGACCUUCACCAGGUCGCGCACUUCGGGAAUGGAUGGUAGAGCCACAGCUUGUGAACAGCGACUUUGACAGUAACAUGAUAAGCGAGAAAGACUGCAGUAUUCCUAAGGACGAACUCAGCCAAAACCAGGCCAUUGAUUCUGACUAUGGGGGUGCCCCUUAUUAUGUGGACAGAGGACACUUGAACCCCAUGGUCCAUCAGUUUGACGAGGCCAGCAAAACCGCCACUUGCACCCUGACCAACAUCGUCCCGCAGUACAACAAACUCAACCAAGAGCCCUGGGUGGCGUACGAGACCAAGACGAUGGAGCAGAAGCAAGCUCAGUACAAGUGCACUAAAAUCUACGCCCUGGUGGGAGCGGUGCCAGGGAUCACGUACAUAGCAGGGGGCAGAGUCAAUUACCCCAGCCACCUGUGGGCUGCAGCCUGCUGUGUGACUGGUGCCAACAGGUGGUCUUGGGGCAUCCUUGCAAGUAACAACUACACACUUCCACCUGCGGUCACUGAGUACUCUCUGAGAGACCUGGAGCUACAACUUGCUCCUCUGUAUGAGAAGACGAUCGAUCUUUUCCACAGCUCUUGUUACUAG